Yamadazyma tenuis ATCC 10573 is the source of this 967-nucleotide messenger RNA. The record is from RefSeq and is a predicted model, not a curated record. NCBI's taxonomy places the organism in Eukaryota, Fungi, Ascomycota, Pichiomycetes, Serinales, Debaryomycetaceae.
GAGCUAGCCAUACAUCAUGAGCCAGGUAUUUAAGAGACAACUACUGGCCUCUGUCAAGUCCUGUGCCAGAAACAAACCCUUAAAGUUUCUGGACUUGAAAAGUAUCCAGUUAAGAGAGCCCAUCACCCCAACACACCGAAAUUUCGACGUCUCGCCCGAUCAUCCGUUGUGGGCAUUCUUUGGCAAUGGCAGCAACUCCGAACACGCCUACAGAACCUCCGAUGAACUCGACACUACAUCACGUGCGUGGACCAUGCCUGAGUUACGUCGAAAGUCCUUUGACGAUUUGCACAAGUUGUGGUACAUUAUCUUGAAAGAACGUAAUGUGAUUGCAACCGAGAGAAGAUUGGCUAAUGCCAUUGAUAAUGUUGGUACCACGGCGUUGAGCGACUUGGAUGCUAAAAUGGGUCUCAGCCACAAGCGGAUCAAGCAGGUGCUUUUGGAAAGACAAACCGCAUACGAGAGAGCCCAGACCUUAACAUCUGAUAUCAACGAGUACUUGGCCAACUUCGAACAACGGUACAUAAAUGCUGCCGAAGAUGAAAUUGCCCUGGAAAACGACAAGUUGGUGAGAUUGCAGUACGCGGUGUUUGGUAUUCAACCUGCGUUGGAAGAUUACAACUUGGAAUCUGACAUUAACCAGAAGUUUGUGGAAGGUAUUUCAUUUAUUGCCAAAGUCAAGUUGGGUAGGCAUUUGGCACAAAACCCCAAUAGCAGUGUACAAUUUCCAUUGAAUGGAGUGGUGGAAGAGCUCCCCUUCUUGAUUCGUAGUGUGGAUCAGGCAGUUGAAGAAGUUUCAGCUUUGAGAGAAUCAGGCCAAUCGGUGCUUUUGGAUAAAAUCGACGUUUUCCCAUUUGUGCGCAAUGCUUUGGGUAAGGUGCUUGAAGAGUUCAAUCAACAGUCGUCGUAGUAUCCCCUCCUUGUAUAUAAAUAGACAAUAACCAGAUGGUCGUGUAAUUGGACUUUU